This is a messenger RNA of Megalobrama amblycephala (Wuchang bream), 1457 nucleotides long. RefSeq names its product SIX homeobox 9 (gene six9). The transcript is spliced from 4 exons. NCBI's taxonomy places the organism in Eukaryota, Metazoa, Chordata, Actinopteri, Cypriniformes, Xenocyprididae. Gene Ontology annotation, molecular function: RNA polymerase II cis-regulatory region sequence-specific DNA binding; DNA-binding transcription factor activity, RNA polymerase II-specific. The record is from RefSeq and is a predicted model, not a curated record. Bases 486 to 1193 code for a protein of 235 amino acids. Gene Ontology annotation, biological process: regulation of transcription by RNA polymerase II. Gene Ontology annotation, cellular component: nucleus; transcription regulator complex.
UAUAUAUAUAUAUAAUAUAUAUAGUAGAUACACACUUAUUUCUACCAUGCAGUCUCUAACCAAAUUGUCUAACAAAUGCUGCCACCAUGAUUUGAUUAGAAAAUAAGAUUGCCUUCAUAUUUAAAUAAGCUCCAUUGUGCACCUGACAUCUUUCCCAGGUAAUUGAUACAAAUACAAACAACACUUAGUCUGAAAGGUUUGUGUGUGUGUGUGUUGGUACCUGUCUGUUUUUUUAACCCCUAUGCUCUCCGGUUACCUGCAUGUACCAAGUUGUCUGGGCGGGUCUUUGUGGCUGAAGAAGGUAAAACCUGCUAAAACAAAAAAAUCUGAUACACUCACGGGCUGCACUUAUUGGCUAACACGUCACUGGAGAACAAAAAGGACUAUUGUGAGAACUUGACCUGAGAGUUUCUACACUGCAUUCACAUCAGAAGAACAAUUCCUCAACAUCCCUUGUGAGACCUUCCACCAUCCUGGGUCCGAUCAUGGCGAUGGGCUUCUCCCCAGAGCAGGUGGCAUGUGUUUGUGAGGUUCUUCUCCAGAGUGGAAGCAUGGAUCGCUUGUCCUCUUUCUUAUGCUCUUUAUCCUCUGGUUCCACUUCGUCCAACGUGUAUCUGGCCAUGACACAGAGUCAGGAGAGCGUGCUGAAGGCGCGGGCUGCGGUCGCCUUCCACCACUGCCGUUUUGCUGAGCUGUACGCCUUGUUAGAGGGGAACGUGUUCUCCCCGCGCAGUCACCCUCUCCUCCAACAGCUCUGGCUCCGGGCUCACUAUAUGGAGGCUGAACUUCAGCGGGGCCGCCCUCUUGGAGCCGUGGGGAAGUACCGCAUUCGUCGCAAGUUUCCUCUUCCACGUACCAUCUGGGAUGGAGAGGAGACCAGCUACUGCUUCAAGGAAAAGUCUCGCAGCGUGUUGAGAGAGUGGUACUGCAGAAAGCCGUACCCCUCGCCACGAGAGAAACGAGAUCUGGCUGCAGCCACUGGACUCACUGCUACACAAGUCAGCAACUGGUUCAAGAACCGUCGACAGCGGGACAGAGCUGCGACCAGCCGUCAAGAAACAUCAGCAGGAGCGUUCCUGAGUUCUGAUGAGGAGCUCUCACCACCAGGGAGCCCCAGCGCACUCUUCUCCUGCUCCCAGCAGCUCUCUGCCCACCCGCCCCCUCUCCGACACCUGGGACCAGCACACUACUGAAAAGAAUGCAGUGGAAUACAGGUCAAAGGUCAAAGUUUUGACAUUUAAAAGUGCUGUAAGUGUGUUUGUACAUACAUAAAUGGCCUUCUACCUGACAAGACGACAUCAUUGAAAUAGGUGUCUUUAUCCACCUUAUUCCUACGCCCCAUGACGUUUAGCGCAAAUUAUGGGUGUAACUUCUGUUAAGCUGUAAAUAAUCAGUGAAAGACUCACUCUAUGAAUGCAAUAAUACAUUUUUUUGUGUUUUUUACUGGGGAACAAUGA